Capsicum annuum is the source of this 459-nucleotide messenger RNA. RefSeq lists its product as uncharacterized. Gene Ontology annotation, biological process: DNA repair; telomere maintenance. The transcript has 2 exons. The coding region runs from base 1 to 459 and encodes 152 amino acids. Gene Ontology annotation, molecular function: DNA helicase activity. The record is from RefSeq and is a predicted model, not a curated record. Lineage: Eukaryota; Viridiplantae; Streptophyta; Magnoliopsida; Solanales; Solanaceae.
AUGACAGUAGUGGAUGAAGAUAGAGGCGGAUUGUUCUUCUUAUAUGGUUAUGGAGGAACUGGCAAGACAUUUAUUUGGAGGUCUUUAUCUUCUGGCAUACGGUCUAGAGGAGAUAUUGUGUUAACUGUUGCAUCAAAUGGGAUUGCAUCUAUUUUGUUACCAGGAGGUCAAACUGCUCAUUCAAGAUUUGUAAUUCCCCUCAAUCCAACCGAAGAUGCCACUUGCAAUAUAAAGCUAGAGAGGAAAUUAGUUAGGGGCACAUUUAGAAGAGUUAAAAGAGUUUUCAGAUUGGAUUUGGCAAUUGGUGAUGAAAAAAUUAGAAGUUCCGUUGAUGGAAUUGAAAAGGUCCGAUUGCCUAAUGAUAUUCUCAUACAUAAUUAUGAUGAUCCAAUAGCUGCAAUUGUCGAAAGUACUUAUCCUGAUUUUCUCAGCCUUUCUAAUGACAUAAAAUACCUCUAG